CGUGUGAACCCUUGAUUUAUUAAAGACAGCGCGCAGGCCGGGAUAGCAUAGAUUUUCACAAUGAACCAAGGAAAAUGUUCUAAGGAACUUUUUAAAGUAAAUUAUAAAGAAUUGCCCGAAACGAUAUGCGUCGAGACGAGAUUUAUAACAAGAAAUGGGGCCCAACAGAAGAAAGAUCAGCCUUUGUAUUAUAUGAACGUUAAUCGUGGACAAGUUGAGCUGUCCAGGUACGAAGCACCGCAUUCACCAAAUAUGGGAACAAAUAUUAUUUCCAAUCAAUAUAAAAAUAUGCCAGUGGUUAAAACUAAACAACCAAUGGUCACUGUGAGUGUUAGAAAUAAAACGCCUGUAACAUCGGUAAUGCCACCAAAUACAAAUCUGCAGCCACCUCCAUACAUGAAUACAAUUCCACCAGCACAAGUUGUAACCGUGCAGCCACCAUUAAAUAUGAGUAUUAGUGCUCCGUAUAAUAUUAGUAUGUUGCCGGAUGUUUCGAAUGUUAUGAGCACCGUUUCCACUCCACAGUCAACAGUCACAAUACCCUUAGCUAAUCCUGUCUUGCCAAAUAUGGGAUUUAAUUCACCAUCGCUUUUUCUCAAACCUCCGGUGCAAACAAAGGAUUCCGAAUGUAUGACUGAACCCAAAGCUUCAGUUGUACAUUUUGGUCAGCAAACUGAUGAGCCUAUUUCUAAAGUUGACACAGCCAUUCAGUGCAAUAUGGACGAUGUUUAUUUCUUUGAGGAAAUAAAUGAAGACUUUAAUGAUGGUCAAAACUCUUCGGUGCCCCAAAAAACAAUAGAAGAGGAAAAAGAAGAUUUCUUAAAGUACGUGAAAGAAAAUUCCGUGGAAUACAAAAAUCACUUUUGGGAAUGUUUAAUAUGUGGGGAGGUUUGUAAAAAGUUCAAAUAUUUCUAUGGACACAUGGCAGUACAUAGAGGACCUCAAGUUUUAUGCUAUGUAUGUGGCCAAUACCUAGACCACGAAUCACUCAUGGAAAAACACAAUUGCAAGAAUUCCAAACGGAUUUGUCGAGCCUUGCUUCGCUGUCCCGCAUCGCCAUUCUGCAAAGUUGUGGCCAUUUCUCGUUUGGAGCUAUACGAUCACAUCAAUGAACAUAAGAAAUAUCGCGUUCAUAGUUGUUCUGCUUGUCAUAAAGCAUUUUGUACUGCACAAGAAUUUUUGCGACAUUUGCUUCUGCGGGCUCAAUGCUAUACCGAUGCUAGGAGGAAUCGUAACCGUUUGUAUGGACUGAAAACCAAAUCAGAAAGACUUUGUAGGGUACGAGUUUCUACUUUGCACACCCUCUCAAAUCGAACAACCAUGAUAAAACGUCCAUUAAAUACUAGACGUAAAAGUAACAGAAACCUCUGUGAAAUUUGUUUUAAGUCUUACCGGAAUAAGUUCAUCUACAAGCGACACAUUAAAAAGUGUGCCAAAUUAUUUAAAAAACGCUCGUCCAAAAGACCCACUAAAGUAUUAAAUAAUGAUAAAUAACAAUGAGUGUAUCUUACAACUGUUCAUAACCACACAUAUGUAAUGAAUUGCAUAGAAUGGUUUCCUUUUUCGAUCGUCAUUUAUAUCCAUUUCAAAUAUAUCUAAUACCUCAAGCUACAAAGAA
Musca domestica (house fly) is the source of this 1618-nucleotide messenger RNA. RefSeq names its product zinc finger protein 710 (gene Boh1). The coding region runs from base 61 to 1494 and encodes 477 amino acids. The transcript has a single exon. Lineage: Eukaryota; Metazoa; Arthropoda; Insecta; Diptera; Muscidae. The record is from RefSeq and is a predicted model, not a curated record.